Messenger RNA from Dictyostelium discoideum AX4, 1848 nucleotides. RefSeq names its product ABC transporter G family protein (gene abcG22). The record is from RefSeq and is a predicted model, not a curated record. The coding region runs from base 1 to 1848 and encodes 615 amino acids. Gene Ontology annotation, cellular component: membrane. The transcript is spliced from 5 exons. Gene Ontology annotation, molecular function: ABC-type transporter activity; ATP hydrolysis activity; ATP binding. NCBI's taxonomy places the organism in Eukaryota, Evosea, Eumycetozoa, Dictyosteliales, Dictyosteliaceae. Gene Ontology annotation, biological process: sorocarp morphogenesis; aggregation involved in sorocarp development.
AUGGACCAAGUUUCAAUUGAAAUGAGUUCAACACCACGUCCAACAAUGGUGAAAUCAAAAUCACAACUAAGUUUGAGAAGAUCACUUACAAUUACUUUUAAAGAUCUUGCCUAUUCUGUAACAGUUAAAAAGAAGAAAAUGCAAAUUCUUAAAGGUGUAAGUGGUACUGUAACCCCUGGUGAAUUAGUUGCAGUUUUUGGUCCAUCUGGUAGCGGUAAAACAACAUUAUUGGAUAUUUUAGCAAAUAGAAAAGAAAGUGGAGAAAUUUCAGGAGCAGUAUUAAUCAAUGGAAAUGAAAUUGAUGAUGAUUAUAAAAGAUUAUGUAGUUAUGUUGUUCAAGAAGAUGUUUUAUUACCAACCAUUACAGUACGUGAAACACUUAGAUUUUAUGCCGAUUUAAAAUUACCAAAAAGUUGGACUGAAAAAGAAAAACAUGAAAGAAUUGAACAAAUUUUAGAACAAAUUGGUUUAUCACAUAGAGCUGAUGCAAAAAUUGGUGGUGUUUUACCAGGUGGUAUUGUAUUAAGAGGUUUAUCUGGUGGUGAAAAAAGAAGAGUUAGUAUUGGUUGUGGUUUAGUUACUUCACCAAGUAUUGUAUUAUUAGAUGAACCAACAUCUGGAUUAGAUACAACUAGUGCAAUGGCAGUAAUGAAAACAUUAGUUGAAUUAACACAACAAAAAAGCGUAACAGUAAUUUGCACAAUUCAUCAACCACGUUCAGAAAUUUUCAAAUUAUUUACAAAGAUUAUGGUAUUGGCAGAGGGUCGUUUAGUUUAUUAUGGUAAUAGACCAGUUGAACAUUUUACAGAGAUUGGAUUCCCAUUCCCAGAUCAAACCAAUCCAGCAGAUUAUAUAUUGGAUGCUGUAACCACGAUUAAAGAAGAAGGUAGAGCGGAUGAAAUUGCAGAUAGAUUACAAUCAUCCUAUUUGGAUCAAGCGAAUCAAGAAUCCAGUUCAACCUUAACUCAAAGUCAACUUGGUAUUAUAAAUGCGUCAGGCAAAAGAAAGAUCAAUGCUUAUAAUAAUGGUUUAUUUACUCAAUUUUUAGUAUUAUGGAAGAGAACUGGUUUGGAUUUCAUACGUAAUCCAAGUAAUUGUUUGGUUCGUUUUGCUGUGGCAGUAUUUGUAGGCUUAUUAUUUGGUGCAUGUUUUAGUGGAUUGGGAAUGGACGAAAAAGGUGUUCAAAGUAGAAGUGCUGUACUCUUUUAUUUGGUUAUCAAUAUGAUUCUUCAACCAUUUGCUUCAAUUAGUUUGUUUAUUAGUAAAAGAACACUUUUCAAUGCAGAAAGAGCUUCAAAACUUUAUCACACCCUUCCAUAUUAUUUGGCUUUGAUGUUUUUUGAAAUCUUGGCUUGUAUUGGUACCGCUUUCAUUUUGGGUACCAUUACCUAUUGGUUUGCAGAUUUAAAUCCUGGUGCUGACAAAUACUUUUUCGCAAUGGCAAUUUUAACUUUAGCUCAUUUAGCUGGUGAUUUCUUUAUGUUAAUAAUUUCUUGUAUAACAGUUCAAGUUGAUACUUCAUUUGCUGUUGGUGCUGGUGUUGCAACAAUUUAUCAAUUAUUUGCUGGUUUCUUUGUUCCAAUUAAUGCACUUCCAAAAUCAUUUGAAUGGUUACAUUGGUGUAAUUUUGUGUAUUAUUCAUUUGAAGCAUUAAUGCACAAUGAAUUUGUUGGUGAAACAGUAAAUUGUGGUCAAUUAGCUUGUCCAACUGGAAGAGAUGUUCUUAUUAAUUUAGGUUUAAAUAAUAGAGGAAAAGGUAUUAAUUUAAUUAUUGUAUCAUCGUUUGCCUUUGCAUUCUUUACAAUGGUUUUCCUUUGUUUACAUUACUUCCAUAGAGAAAAAAGAUAA